AUGUUUGCUAAGGCUUUUGUAUUAGCAACAGCUGUGGCAGCGGUGUUUGCUGAACCACAAAGCUAUCACCACAACCACGGCCACGCGACCUCAUCUCAGAGUAUUGUGUUGCACCAAACCCACGAGCCUCAACACCACUACCAGGGUCACCAGCAGGAACAUUACCAACAAGGACACCAAGCAAACCAACAUGGAGGACAACAUGGCCACGCUUCUUCAUCCCAGAGCAUUGUGUUGCAUCAAACUCACGAGCCUCAGCACCAAGGAGGCCAUCAUUAUGAGGGACACGAGCAGGGACAUUACUACGGAGGUCACCAGGAACAAUACCAUGGAGCACAACACGGUCACGCUUCCUCAGCACAAAGCCUCCACCAGCACCACGGACAUGGGACCGUAAAACACGUUGAAUACUAUGGUCAUCCUAAGUACGAGUUCGCUUACCAAGUGUCAGACCCUCACACACACGACAUCAAGUCCCAGCACGAGACGCGUGACGGACACCUCGUGCACGGUGAGUACAGCCUGCACCAGCCCGACGGCAGGGUCAGGACUGUCAAGUACCACGCCGACCACAAGACUGGAUUCAACGCCGACGUACACUACUCCGGUCACGCUCAACACAUCGUCCCUGAACACUCUCACCACCACUGAAUUCACUCGGACUGAUUGUUAUUAUGUUUGUUAAAGCUUCAGUUGAAUUCGUUUUAAGACUUGAAAUAAAU
Molecule: messenger RNA, 722 nt
Organism: Trichoplusia ni (cabbage looper)
Lineage: Eukaryota; Metazoa; Arthropoda; Insecta; Lepidoptera; Noctuidae
Product: histidine-rich glycoprotein-like
Exons: 4
Coding region: 1-651 (216 amino acids)
Cellular component (GO): extracellular matrix
Source: RefSeq, a predicted model, not a curated record